CGUCUUUCAUUCCAGUACUAGAGUAUGAAUAAAUCAUUUAUAAAAUCAACUAACAGAAUGCCUUUGUUUACUUAUCUGUGGCGUUUUAAGGUGCUUACUCGCAGGAGCUGAAGUUCAUCAAAAGCCCAUGGUCUACGCCAUGCCUGGUGAUCAAUGACUUCCUGUACAACUGUCACGGUACUAGAGGGAACAAGGUGUACUGGCGGUGUCACAACUACUCUCGAAAGAAGAAGGAAGAACGAUGCAGGGCUAGAUGCGUGAUUGUGAAUGGCAGGCUGAGCGCUCUCACAGGAACGCAGCACAACCACGAUCCACACACGGAGAAAAUAGCCAAGAUUAGUCGACGUAACAAUAUGGUUGAUGAAGUACUAGAUGCAGCCAGGGCGGAUCCACCGCCGAGCUAUCUCACUAGUGGGCUUUACAGUUCAAGUUUUUUAUCCGGAGGGUCUACUUUGCUGGACAGCGGCUCCCCGGAUAUCGGUUUGAUCAAGAUCGACGUAUUGCCUAAAUUAGAAGACUACGGCUUGCCAGUUGAACUAUAAACAUGUAUUUUUAAGCUGAAUUUUUACCUCUGAAUCGCAAUAAUAGAACUAUCAAUGUUCGUGAAGCAAUACAAACCAACGUGUUUUCGCUGAUUUUAAAAUUUUCCAUCGUUUGAUUCUAGUACUGAUAAAUCCAUUAUUUCUUUGUACAGUUUUAGAUUUUACCCCUGACGAUGCCGCCGAGUGCCGGACGUUCAUAAGAAGCCAGCGUGGGGCUCCCUUGUUGGCCCUCGAUAGUUUUAUCUACCGGUGCGAACGGGUUCGAAAAACACGCUCCUAUUGGUUGUGCAUCCGUUACAAGAGCUCCAAGUGCAAUGGUCGCGUAAUCUGCCAGGGCAAUAAGAUUCUCAAGAUCACACAUCACUGCCACGCGAACGACGAGCAGCGCAUCAACUCGUCGAUUCUCGAGGAAACGGAUCUGUCCAACAUCAAUCUGGAAGUGUGGUACAAGCAGACCAUUAUGCACAAGAAGUUUGAGUCAAAGCGGAAAUAAAAAUAAUACAUUCUAGUACUUCAAUACAUACAUCGCUAUUUAUGAUUGAUAUGCCCCAAACACAUGCCUUCUAUUCUAUAACUUCGCUUAUGGAACUAAUGAAAACUUUUCUCGUUGUAGCUUACAUAACGACUACUACCACCACAUCUAGUACUACAAUAGUCGAAAGCCAGAGUGGAGUGCAGAGUGUCUACUAUCGAAACGAUUUGCGGGACCAGUUGUAUCCGGAAGCCGUGCAAUACAUCCGAAGCCGCCGUGGGCACCCGCUGAUAGUGUUUCGAGGGUACAAAUUUCGCCGGAAUGGCGGCUGCAAGGAGAAGGGCUACUGGCGGUGCGCCUCUUUCUGUAAGUGCCCCGGAAGGGUUACCACCGUCGAUGGAACCAUCGUUAAGUACCACGUGCACAACCAUGAACCGCCUUUCAAAGAAUCCGCCGAGUUGUUCUAGGAUUGAGGGAGGCACCAUUUCGAUAAACUGUACCAUAGGAAAUGAUUGUAAUGAACCCCAGAAUAAAUCUCCUUUAGAAUAUUUUAUAGACCAUGACAAUUUUGAUGCCAGAGCAGAAGUUAGAAUUAGUUGAGUAAAUUACGUCUUCUUGUUACUAUUUAUAGAAUGGGAUCAUCAAGGUUUCCGGGCGCUGGAGAAACAGAUAUUCCUUGCCCACGACAUUGCAAACAGUUGGAUGGCCAACGAGAAAAUCAGUUACUGCCAGAGCCAGCGUGGGAGGCCUUUGCUUAUAUUUCUGGGCUACCGGUUCCGUUGAGAGAUGGUGAAGCAAUACAAAACCUACUGGCGAUGUCUGGUGGACAAAUGUCCCGGACGGAUGAUAACAAUGCUUCCAGGGGAUACGCUUCUGGAUUGGAUUUCAUUUUCAGUCAACGAGGGCAUCCUCUGUUGGUGGUUGAUAACUUUCUAUAUCGAAAAAAUCGAGGACAUUACUGGCGCUGUAUUCGAUGUACCAAAUUCAAGUGUCGCAGUCGACUGAUUGUGAAGCCUGGUCAGAAACCUGCUCGUAUCGAAGAUCACUCGCACGGGCCGGAAACGGAGAAGAUUAGUUGGGGCCGGACGGUGAUGGAGAACGUGAAAUCUCAUGAGCAGGGGGAUAUCGUUUUUCGAAUGCGACAACCGCACUGCAAAGUUGAUUAUGUGAUAAACCCAGAUAAGGAAUAAAUCUCUGCCAGCCAUUCUAGUACUUCAAAUCUUUUAUUUUUUAUCGUUUGAACUAGUACUUAUCUGCGGUGUUUUUACCGGAAGUUCUUUUAUCGUUUCAGUUACUGCGAUUCCGUACUGUCCUCCUGCGUUGGGCGAUCGCAAUCCGGUUCCGAAGGUGUGGUACUCCUUUCCGCUGUGCUACGUGAUCAAUCGACGCGGAACAAUGAACCUGCAUUUCCGAGGUUAUAUCUACAUCCAGAAGAAGCGGCACAACCGCACAAUGAACUGGAUUUGUAACAAGAGCAAUACGACACAAUCGAGCUGUAAAUCGAGGAUAUCCACCGAGGGCAACAACAAG
Aedes albopictus (Asian tiger mosquito) is the source of this 2544-nucleotide messenger RNA. RefSeq lists its product as uncharacterized. The transcript is spliced from 3 exons. NCBI's taxonomy places the organism in Eukaryota, Metazoa, Arthropoda, Insecta, Diptera, Culicidae. The record is from RefSeq and is a predicted model, not a curated record. Bases 1647 to 2204 code for a protein of 185 amino acids.